Molecule: messenger RNA, 4386 nt
Organism: Penicillium brevicompactum
Lineage: Eukaryota; Fungi; Ascomycota; Eurotiomycetes; Eurotiales; Aspergillaceae
Exons: 5
Coding region: 1-4386 (1461 amino acids)
Biological process (GO): transmembrane transport
Cellular component (GO): membrane
Molecular function (GO): ATP binding; ATP hydrolysis activity; ABC-type transporter activity
Source: RefSeq, a predicted model, not a curated record
AUGGACACGAUGAAUAACCCGCCUCUAAUGCCAUCUCCUCCAGACUCAUCGGGGGACGAUGACCAUCGCGACGAGGAGAUUCAUCAGCUUGCACGCUCAUUCUAUCGACUUUCGAAAGACAUCGUGAUCUCCGAUUCGGCGGAAGAGGGGAUCAACACCUUUCUGAACCCUACCAGCGACCCGGAGCUGGAUCCUAGCUCCGACCAAUUCAAGUCGCGCAAAUGGGUGAGGAACAUGCUGCAGAUGACCUGCCAGGACCCAAGCCGUCAUCCACGUCGCACUGCAGGUGUCUCAUUUCGCAAUCUCAACGUCUACGGCUACGGGACCGCUACCGACUACCAGACGAACUUUGCCAACAUCUGGCUCAAAGCUGCUAGGUCUAUCUGGAAUUGCUUUAUCUCACAGAAGAAGAUCCGAAUUGACAUAUUGCGCGACUUGGAAGGGAUCCUCCGUAGCGGGGAGAUGCUGGUGGUGCUAGGUCGUCCGGGCAGCGGAUGCUCAACUCUCCUCAAAACACUUGCCGGGGAGACGCAUGGCCUGUUCCUAGAUGACAAGGAGCAGGCCAAGGUACAGUACGACGGGAUCUCAUGGGAUGAUAUGCACAGUCGAUUCCGUGGGGAAGUGAUCUACCAGGCCGAAACCGAAAUCCACUUUCCUCAGCUGACUGUUGGUGACACACUCCUGUUUGCUGCUCAUGCGAGAGCGCCAAGCAACCGACUGGCCGGUGUUACACGCGAUCAGUAUGCGAUGCAUAUGCGGGACGUUGUGAUGGCGAUGCUUGGCUUGACCCAUACUAUGGACACCAAAGUUGGCAAUGAGCUGAUCAGGGGAGUCUCGGGAGGCGAGAGAAAGCGAGUCAGUAUUGCCGAAACCAUGUUAUGCAGAUGCUCCUUGCAAUGUUGGGACAACAGCACGCGCGGCCUUGAUAGCUCGACAGCCCUGGAGUGGGCCCGACAAAUCCGUAUUUCCACGAGCUAUACCGGAUCAAGUGCAGUUGUUUCACUCUACCAGGCGAGUCAGGCUAUCUACGACCUUUUUGACAGAGCAAUUGUCCUCUACGAAGGCCGCCAGAUCUAUUUCGGCAGUGCUACCGACGCACGACGCUUCUUCAUCGAUAUGGGCUUCGAUUGUCCCGAGAGACAGACCACUGGUGAUUUCCUUACAUCACUGACGAGCCCUUCUGAGCGUAUUGUGCGAGCAGGAUUUGAAAGCCUCGUUCCUCGGACACCUGAUGAAUUCGCAGAACGCUGGAAGACAAGCACAGAGCGCAAGAAGCUCCUGGUGGAGAUUAAAGCAAAUGAGUUUGAUGAGUCUGUUGCGGAUCAAAGAUUUGACCAGUUUGAUCGCUCUUGUGCAAUGGAGAAGUCAAAGCGAACUCGGUCGGGAACGCCCUACACCUUGUCAUAUGCGAUGCAGAUUCGCCUGUGCCUUUGGCGUGGUUUUCGACGUCUUCGAGGUGACUUGGCCAUGACCCUUGUCAGUGUCAUUGGAAAUUCCAUCAUGGGCUUGAUCCUUUCAAGCGUCUUCUACAAUAUGAAGAACAACACCGCCAGCUUCUACAGUCGUGGAUCAUUGCUCUUUUUUGCUGUCUUGAUAAAUGCAUUUGCCAGUUCACUUGAGAUUCUGGCAAUGUACCAGCAACGUCCCAUUGUUGAGAAACAUGCCAAAUACUCCCUUUACCACCCGUCAGCAGAAGCUAUCAGCGGCUUGAUCGUGGAGCUUCCUUCGAAGGUCAUUCUUGCCAUCCUGUUUAACGUCAUCAUCUAUUUCCUGCCAAAUUUGCGUCGAACGCCCGGUCACUUCUUCACCUUUUUGCUUUUUACUUUCACCACUACUCUCGUCAUGUCUACUCUAUUCCGUUGGAUAGGCGCAAUAUCACGAUCAGUGGCGCAAUCUGUGACACCAGCCUCAAUAUUCAUGCUGCUUUUGAUCAUUUACACCGGUUUUACCAUUCCUAUCCGGGAUAUGCAUCCUUGGUUCCGAUGGCUCAACUAUCUGGACCCGAUUUCCUACUCCUUCGAGUCUCUCAUGAUCAAUGAAUUCAGCAACAGGCAAUUUCCCUGCUCGGAUUAUGUACCGGGUCUCUUGGAAGUUUACAAAAGCGUUCCACUCAGCUCCAAGACCUGUUCAGGCAAGGGUGCCGUCGCAGGUCAGGAUUUCAUAGAUGGUGACAGAUACCUCAACACGACUUAUCACUAUUAUCAAUCCCAUUUGUGGCGAAACUUGGGCAUCCUCUUCGUCUUCCUUGUCGGGCUGCUUGCUAUGUAUAUCGUUUCCAGCGAGUAUGUUCGAGCCAAGCCUUCCAAAGGUGAAAUCCUGGUUUUCCCGCAAGGUAAAAUGCCAGGAUUCACCAGAAGCUCCACGAAGGACGAUCCGGAGGUUGUGAUCACAGCAGAGAAAUCCUCAGUCGUCGCCGAGCCUCAACACCAAACUGCCGCUAUUGCUCGCCAGACUUCCGUGUUUCAAUGGGAGAACGUAUGUUAUGACAUCAAGAUCAAAGGCAAUUCUCGGCGCAUUCUCGACUGUGUGGACGGCUGGGUGAAGCCUGGGACAUUGACGGCGCUAAUGGGUGUGACUGGUGCUGGGAAGACAUCGCUGUUGGAUGUUUUAGCUGACCGUGUCACCAUUGGCGUUAUCACCGGCGAUAUGCUUGUCAAUGGUCGAGCCCGGGAUGACUCGUUCCAACGAAAGACAGGAUACGUUCAACAGCAAGACCUUCAUCUUGAGACAAGCACUGUCCGUGAAGCUCUGGUUUUCAGCGCUCUCUUGCGCCAACCUUCCACUGUACCAUACAAUGAGAAGAUCUCGUACGUUGAAGAGGUUAUCCGCAUGCUUGGUAUGGAAGAAUUUGCAGAUGCCGUGGUCGGGGUUUUGGGCGAAGGCCUCAACGUGGAUCAACGAAAGCGUCUGACUAUCGGCGUGGAACUAGCAGCAAAGCCAGGCCUACUACUCUUCUUUGAUGAGCCGACCUCGGGUCUUGAUAGUCAAACGGCCUGGUCAAUUUGUACCUUGAUGCGAAACUUGGCUGACCACGGUCAAGCUGUGUUGUGCACAAUCCACCAACCCUCGGCUAUUUUGAUGCAGCAAUUUGAUCGCCUCUUGUUUCUGGCCAAGGGAGGCCGAACUGUGUACUUCGGCGAGCUUGGAAACAACAUGCAAACUUUGAUCAAAUAUUUCGAGGACAAGGGAUCGUCCAAAUGCCCACCAAAUGCGAAUCCAGCCGAGUGGAUACUGGAGGUGAUUGGUGCAGCUCCGGGGUCUCACGCCGACCGAGACUGGGGCGAUGAGUGGGUCAAAAGCGCUGAGCGUGCCGAACUUCGCCGUGAACUUGCAGCAAUGAAAGCAGAAUCGCUGAGCAAGCCUCCACCUGCUAGUGCCGAGUUUGCCGAGUUUGCGAUGCCGAUCUGGUAUCAGUUCCUUGUUUGCAUUCGUCGGAUGUUCCAACAGUACUGGAGAACCCCAGUGUAUCUUUAUUCGAAGGCAGCUGUCUGCAUACUUCCACCACUUUUCAUCGGAUUUAGCUUCUGGCAUUCACCCACCAGCUUGCAAGGACUGCAGAACCAAACGUUUGCCAUUUUUAUGCUGCUCACCAUAUUUCCCAAUUUGGUGCAGCAGAUGAUGCCGCAUUUCGUCACGCAGCGCGCUUUGUAUGAAGUCCGAGAGCGACCCUCCAAAGCAUAUUCAUGGAAGGCCUUCAUGGUAGCCAGUAUCUUCACCGAGCUGCCAUGGAACGUAUUGUUCGCAGUCCCGGUUUUCUUCUCGUGGUAUUAUCCGAUCGGGUUGUAUCAUAAUGCCCAGCCCACCGAUGCAGUUGCCGAACGUGGUGGAGUCAUGUUCGUUUUCAUCUUGGCUUUCUUGAUGUUUACGUCCACUUUCAGCUCCAUGAUGAUUGCUGGUAUAGACCAAGCAGAGACCGCCAGUAACAUUACCCAAUUGAUGUUCUCGCUCUGUUUGACCUUCAAUGGUGUGCUUGCGAGCCCAUCGGCUCUUCCUCGCUUCUGGAUCUUUAUGUACCGCCUAUCUCCAUUUACGUAUCUCGUGUCCGGCGUACUUUCAACAGGGCUGGGUGGGACGGAGAUCAAAUGUUCCGACAUCGAGUUGCUUACUGUCAUGCCUCCAGCGGGACACAACUGCUCCAGCUAUCUGGAUCCCUACGUGCACGCUCUGCAUGGAAAGUUGAUCAAUCCAGAGGCAUCGACAGAGUGCAAAGUGUGCCCAAUUUCAAGCACCGAUCAGUUCCUUGCUCUUCUCAACAUGGACUAUUCAGAUCAUCAGCGCAACAUCGGGAUCUUGUUUGCCUUUGUGGUGUUCAAUAUUGUGGCAGCAGUGUUCCUCUACUGGCUGUGCCGCGUACCCAAGCGCAAGUCGCGAACAGUCAAAGCUUGA